Ipomoea nil (Japanese morning glory) is the source of this 1651-nucleotide messenger RNA. RefSeq lists its product as uncharacterized. The coding region runs from base 127 to 1350 and encodes 407 amino acids. The transcript is spliced from 6 exons. NCBI's taxonomy places the organism in Eukaryota, Viridiplantae, Streptophyta, Magnoliopsida, Solanales, Convolvulaceae. The record is from RefSeq and is a predicted model, not a curated record.
UUUCUCCUCCCCAUCCUGGAACUCUGGAAGGCUAUAGUGAAGUUCUUCAUCUCUCAAUUUCUCAGACACCUUUUAGCUGGUUUUCAGUUUUCUUGGCCCGAAUUAAUUCCCAAAUCAGAAGAAAAGAUGGCGUUGCUUUGGGUAGCAAUAAUGUUGGCGUUGACAAUGGCGGCUCCCACUUCACAGCGUAGUCUAAGAAUGGACGUCAAGAAUGGGAUGAAAGUGGAAACUUUGCUAUCUCCUAGGUUUGAGCUGGAACCAGGAUCGGUUUGUAAUAAAUUUUUUUAUGGUAUCGACUUUCCAAAAGGUCAUAUUGCUGUGAAAGGGUUUGAAGCAGAAGUAGUUGAUGAGGAAGGAAACUCUAUCCCACUCCAUCAAACUUAUCUCCAUCAUUGGAUUGUUGGAAAAUACAUGAUACGCAAAGAUGAGGUAGUAGAAGCAGCAGAUAAAAUGUUUCUAGUAGGGAACUCAGGGGUUUGUGCUGAACUUCCACAAUAUUUUGGGCUGGGAUCAGAGACGAGGAAAACAAACUCAAGUGUUCCUGAUCCUUAUGGAAUCGAAGUUGGGAAUCCGCCCCCGGGGUUAGAGGAAGCAUGGAUGCUUAAUGUACAUGCCAUUGAUACACGAGGCACCGCAGAGAAUAAGCGGGGUUGCACUGAGUGUAGGUGUGAUUUGUAUAAUGUGACAAAAGACGAGGACGGGAGACCUCUAGGUGACUAUCCCGGAGGCCUUAGAUGCUGCUAUGAUGGGGCGAAAUGCAGGGUGAAACAAGGAUUUCGGGGCGAAAAGAGAGGGCUCUACCUUAAGUACACUGUCACUUAUGUUGAUUGGAACCCCUCCAUUGUGCCUGUCAAGGUUUAUAUAUUUGAUGUCACUGAUACUUUGAAAUCGUCCGAUUCUGUCCCGGGAAGACACGCUUGCCAGAUUGAAUACCAAGUUGAGGCAUGUUCUGCUGCUACGCCUACUCAUGAAUGUGUUCAUUCCAAGAGCUUAACCGUUAGUUUGCCAAACGGAGGAGAUCUCAUCUAUGCUGUUACUCACCAACACAUUGGAGGGAUUGGCUCUACUCUUUUUGGAGAGGAUGGACGGGUUUUGUGCAAUUCACUUCCAAUAUAUGGAAACGGAACAGAACCAGGAAAUGAAGAUGGUUACCUCGUUGGAAUGUCGACAUGUUACCCUCAACCUGGCUCGGUCAAGAUUGCUCCAAAUGAGAAGCUAACUAUUAUAUCGAAUUAUAGCAAUGUCCAGAUGCACACAGGGGUCAUGGGCUACUAUUACAUUUUAGUUGCUGAGCCAUCGCCAGAAUCAAACCCCAUCUUUCAUUCCCUCGACGUGGCAGAUCUGAUGUAGCUAGCUAGGUUUUCAAGCUUGGAAGCCAUGAUGAUCUGAUCUGAUGUGUUCCUCAGCUUCUGGUAGAUUCAAUGCCUCUCAAGAAUAAGAGAUCAUGUGCUGUAAUUUUUCUUGCAUUGUAUUAUAUAUGUGUGGGGAUGUAAACCCAUUUGGUAAAACCUUAGAAUAUAUGCAUUGCAAUGCCUAUGUCACAUGUACCAGUAAAACUUCUUCUUUUUUAGUUCUCCAUGUUACAAUUUCUAUUGCUUUUUUGUCUUUUUGACCUAACUUUCAAUGAAUGGUAACUACAAAGCUUGUAGCU